AUGCGAAGCUCGGCCGUUGCCAGAAGUGUUGCUGCCGCACGUGUUCAGCGCGAUUCUUCUUUUACGAAGGGCAAAAUUGCCAAUGGAUUGACUGUUGUGUCUCAAGAUAACAAUGGACCAGUCAGUCAAUUGGUUCUCGCUUUUCGUGCUGGAUCUCGUUACCAGUCGCCUGAACAAGGUGGGCUUGUUCAUCACGUCCGAAACUUUGUCGGUCGUGACGUCCAAUCAUACCCUGGACUGCAAUUAGUUUGGUCAGCCGCAGCCAGUGGAGCAAGCAUGAAAGCGUUCUCCACAAGAGAUGUUUUCGGUGUCCAUUUGACUGUUCCACGCGAUAAGGCUGCUUAUGCUCUUUCAAUUUUGGGCCAUACUGCUGCUAAGCCAGCUUUCAAACCAUGGGAAAUGGAAGAUGUUAUUCCAACAUUGUACGCCGAUAUUGCCCACAAAAACCCGUACAGCGUUGUAUUUGAAGAUAUUCAUCGCGCUGCUUACAGAAAUGGAGCUCUUGCUAAUUCUGUUUAUGCGACGAAGGGGCAAGUUGGCUCGUCGAAAUCGAAGGAUCUUUGCAAAUUUGCGGAGAAACACUUUGUUUCUGGAAAUGGUGUUAUUGUUGGAUACAAUGUCGAUGCCGCUACUUUGAAAUUGUAUGCUGACGAAUCGGGAGCGAUCGAAAAUGGAUCAUCUGUCGCUGUUAAAGAAUCGCCAUAUCGCGGAGGAAAUUUCCGUCGUCAUGCAAAUGGAAAAGAUGCUCACAUCAUUAUUGCUGGACAAGGAGCUUCCAGCAACGAUGUCAAGUCGCUAGCCGCCCAAGCCGUUCUUCAGGCAGUUAUUGGAAAAACUUCACCACUCAAAUUCUCAUCGUUGCCGGGAACGAACAGUUUGCUCGGAAAGUUGCCCUCGGGCACCGUCGGAAGUGCAUUCCAAGCAAUUCACGACCAAUCUGGACUUGUUGGUGUUUACAUUCUCACCAACGGAUCUAAUGCAGAGUCGUCUGUGAAGAAUACUGUGGCAUCUCUUCGUUCCGCUAAAGUUCAAGAUCUUGAAGCUGCCAAACGUUGCGCUAUCAACGACAUUCUUACAAGAUCUGAACGCGGUUCUACUAAUGCAUUGGAAGAGGCGAUCGCUGCUCUUUCGGGCGGCCCAUCAACCGCCGAGCUUAUUUCAGCAAUUGGAAAGGUUUCCACCAGUGACGUUGAAUCGCUUGCUAAGAAAGCCUUUUCGAAGUUGUCGAUUGCUUCUUACGGAAACAUUUCCAAUGUCCCAUACGUGGAUGAGCUUUAA
This is a messenger RNA of Caenorhabditis bovis, 1278 nucleotides long. The record is from the annotation of a GenBank genome assembly. NCBI's taxonomy places the organism in Eukaryota, Metazoa, Nematoda, Chromadorea, Rhabditida, Rhabditidae.